Molecule: messenger RNA, 2174 nt
Organism: Talpa occidentalis (Iberian mole)
Lineage: Eukaryota; Metazoa; Chordata; Mammalia; Eulipotyphla; Talpidae
Gene: PAQR9
Product: progestin and adipoQ receptor family member 9
Exons: 1
Coding region: 71-1198 (375 amino acids)
Cellular component (GO): membrane
Molecular function (GO): signaling receptor activity
Source: RefSeq, a predicted model, not a curated record
GGGGGCUGGCGAGCGCGCGGGAGCCGGCGCCAGAGGUCGCCUGUGCGCGCCCGAGCCGGCCCUGGGCACCAUGCCGCGGCGCCUGCACGCCCGGGGCGCGGGCGCAAAGGGCCCGCCUGACCUGCCCGCCUCCGAGGCCGCCGCGCGCCCCCGCCCCGCCGCCUCCGGGGACUCGCCGGCAGCGGCCAAGCCGCUGCUGCGCUGGGACGAGGUACCCGACGACUUCGUGGAGUGCUUCAUCCUGUCCGGCUACCGGCGCCUUCCGUGCACGGCUCAGGAGUGCCUGGCCUCGGUGCUGAAGCCCACGAACGAGACGCUCAACUUCUGGACGCAUUUCAUCCCGCUCCUGCUGUUCCUGAGCAAGUUCUACCGCCUGUUCUUCCUGAGCGGCGGCGACCUGCCCUUCCACCACCCCUGGCUGCUGCCGCUGUGGUGCUACGCUUCGGGGGUGCUGCUGACCUUCGCCAUGAGCUGCACGGCGCACGUGUUCAGCUGCCUGUCGCUGCGCCUGCGUGCAGCCUUCUUCUACCUGGACUACGCGUCCAUCAGCUACUAUGGCUUCGGCAGCACGGUGGCCUACUACUACUACUUGCUGCCUGGCCUGAGCUUGUUGGACGCCAGGGUCAUGACUCCCUACGUGCAGCAGCGCCUGGGCUGGCACGUGGACUGCACGCGCCUCAUCGCCGCCUACCGCGCGCUGGUGCUGCCGGUGGCCUUUGUGCUGGCCGUAGCCUGCACCGUGGCCUGCUGCAAGAGCCGUACCGACUGGUGCUCCUACCCGUUCGCACUGCGCACCUUCGUCUUCGUCAUGCCGCUCAGCAUGGCCUGCCCCAUCAUGCUGGAGAGCUGGCUCUUUGACCUGCGUGGCGAGAACCCCACGCUCUUCGUGCACUUCUACCGCCGCUACUUCUGGCUGGUGGUGGCCGCCUUCUUCAACGUGAGCAAGAUCCCCGAGCGCAUCCAGCCGGGCCUCUUUGACAUCAUCGGUCACAGCCACCAGCUCUUCCACAUCUUCACUUUCCUCAGCAUCUACGAUCAGGUGUACUACGUGGAGGAGGGCCUGCGCCAGUUUCUCAAGGCGCCCCCUGCCGCACCCACCUUCUCGGGCACCGUGGGCUACAUGCUGCUGCUGGUGGUUUGUCUGGGGCUGGUCAUCAGGAAGUUCCUGAGCCACACGGAAUUCAGCAGUAAAAAGUGAGCCUCUGCUUCGGAGGAGGCUGCUGGCUCGUCCACCUGUUUGUUUGGAGUUUCUGUUGUUGCUACUGUUGAUUUCUUUUCACGUUUUGUUGUGUUUCCUUCUUUGCCCGAGGAGGGUGCUGCAAAACUCCAGGGAGAAGUCCAGGGUGACAGGGGGUCUCAGUGAGCUUGGGGCUUUGGAAGAGGGAGGAAGGUCAAGCAGGAGGAAGAGGGCUCCUGGCUGUUGCCCCUGGACAAAAAUCAGGUGGUGUCUGUGACACCCAGGGAUUUUUCAAAGGCAGUACAUAAAAUCCCCAGUAAAACCCCAAGCAGUUCAAUUUUCCAGUCAUCUUCUGUGCCAGCGGUAAUAACAAGUAGCCCCUGUGAAGUCAGGUAUGAAGUAAAGAGAUUAAGAAGACAACAUCCCUGGGUACUUGCAUUUCAGUCUGAGGAAUGCUUGGAUUUGUCAAAAGAAUGGAGCUUUGUAGGAAACCGGCACGAAGACACAAAUCCAGGGUUUAACCUGCUAGAAAAUGCAUGGAAUGUGAACACAAGUUAAUUAUUUCAAAAUGCUUCUCAGAUAUUAUUUAAAUAUUAAUAUAUACAAUGAUUUUUCAUAAUUUACGGAAGCUUCUGAUAUGCACUGAUUUUUCUUUGUCAUGUAAUUUUGAAUUUUGCAGACCUUCUGCAUUGCAUACACUUGAACUGGACGUCAGGGCAAGCUGCUUGAGAAUUCUCAACUACUUUUUUUAAACAGUGUUUUCUGAUGGCCUGUGUGUGUCAUGAUUCAACUGUGAAUUAUUCUACUUUGGGGACACUGGUUAAACUACUGGUGAGAAACUUGGUGGUUUGUACAGAUCCAAGAUUCCUAUUUACUUUGAUGUAUUUCACAAAAACCAUCCUAUUUUUGUUUAGUUUUGUUUUGAAUCUUAUUCUUUCCUUCUCUACUUAUUUAAAUUGCCACUGGAAUAAAUGUGCCUUUUGAAGCAAUGCCCAAA